Messenger RNA from Salvelinus namaycush (lake trout), 738 nucleotides. RefSeq names its product L-lactate dehydrogenase B chain-like. The record is from RefSeq and is a predicted model, not a curated record. The transcript is spliced from 7 exons. Gene Ontology annotation, molecular function: L-lactate dehydrogenase (NAD+) activity. Lineage: Eukaryota; Metazoa; Chordata; Actinopteri; Salmoniformes; Salmonidae. Gene Ontology annotation, biological process: carboxylic acid metabolic process.
AUGUUAGAGCAGUAUAGCUUCUCACUUACCCCGUCACUUGCUGUGAAGGGUGUGGCUGAUGAAGUCCCGGUGGUGGAUGCUAUAGAGGACUGCAUGGACAUGCAGCAAGCCAGCCUCUUCCUGAAGACCUCCAAGAUCACAGCCGCCAGAGACUACUCAGACACAGCCAACUCCAAGCUGUGCGUCAUCACUGCAGGCGCGCGUCAGAGGAAGGGGGAGAGUCGUCUGGAUCUGGUCCAGAGGAACAUUUAGGUGAUGAAGCAGAUCAUCCCUCCACUGGCCCAGCACAGCCCUGACGCCAUCCUCCUAGUCAUAUAAACCCCGGUGGGUGUGCUGACCUAUGUGGCAUGGAGGCUGAGUGGGUUCCCUCAGAGCAGGGUCAGCGGAACCAAUCUGGACUCAAGGCGGUUCCCCUACUUGACGGGAGAGAGACUACAGAUCCACCCUAGCAGUGUCCACGGACACAUCAUAGGAGAGCACGGGGACUCCAGUGGGGGCAGAGCUACCGACGUUAAGGAUAAUCUGAAGAUGAUGCUGGCUAAAGCUAAAACUGGCGAGUGUAGAGAUGCUUAUGAGGUGAUUCGGCUGAAGGAGCACACCCACUGGGUCAUUGGUCUGAGUGUGUCCAGCCUAGCACAGGUCAUACUGAAGAACCUCAGCACCAUUCCCCCUGUGUCCACCCUCGUCAAGGGCAUGUGUGGGAUAGAGGAGGAGGAGGUGUACUCACCCAGCCCCUGA